AUAUUGAUUAGUCUCCCAAAGUCUGUCCGAAAAAUGGUUCUCCAUUCAAUGGAAUGGAAGUCUCAACCCACUCGCGUUGACCAUGAGUCAACGUCAAUCAAACCACCCCUAAACAUGGCUAUCCCUGCCUUGCUUUGUUUUAGUGAGGUCUGGAAAACCUACAGAUAUCCAUGGAUUGUCUGAGAUCUAUUAGAAAGAAUAGAUGGAAAGGCACCAGGAAACUGAAAAAGAUUACUGCAUUAGUUGUGGUGACAAGCUUUGUUUUAAUUGUGUCUUUUGCUGAUACUUCAGAUGAUUGCCGGUUUCCGGCAAUUUACAACUUCGGCGAUUCCAAUUCUGACACUGGCUCCGUCUCAGCUACAUUUGGUCGAGUCACUUUGCCUAAUGGCCGUACUUUUUUCGGUAAACCUUCUGGUCGCUAUUCAGAUGGUCGUCUGCUCAUUGACUUUAUAGCCCAGAAGCUGGAACUACCCUUUUUGAGUGCAUAUCUUGAUGCUUUGCAACCCUAUUUCAGAAAUGGAGCAAAUUUUGCUGCCGCUGGUUCUACAAUUCAGCCCUUUGAUGUGAAAUUGCUUGAGGCGGGUUUGAACCCUUUAACUCUCAAUAUUCAACUUUCCCAGUUUGAGCAACUCAAAGAUCGCACUAAUGAGUUGUACAGUCAAGCAAAAACCUCAAAGAUCAAAAGUAAUCUCCCGAUACCGGAGGACUUCUCAAAAGCCCUUUACACCUUAGAUAUUGGACAGAAUGAUCUUUAUUUUUUGCUUAAAACGAUGAAGGUGGACCAAGUGAAGCCAUCCAUCCCUCCUAUAAUUAAUCAGUUUGCUCUUGCCAUUGAGAAACUAUAUCAAGAAGGGGCAAGAAAAUUUUGGAUUCAUAAUACUGGUCCCAUUGGCUGCUUGCCUUUAAUGGUUAUUGCAUAUCCUUCAAAAUCUGGUGAUGCUGACCAAAAUGGUUGCAUUAAGUCUUACAAUGAGAUUGCUCAAGAAUUCAACAAGCAGCUUAAAGACCGGGUUUCUGAAUUAAGGACCCAAUUUGAGGAUGCACUGCUUCUUUAUGUGGAUAUCUAUUCAGCAAAAUAUACUCUAAUCAGUGAAGCAAAUAAGUAUGGUUUUGUUAGUCCAAUUGAGUACUGUUGGAACACAGCUAUAGUGAAUGCAACGAAUGCCGUAUGUAAGGAUGCUUCAAAAUACAUUAGCUGGGAUAGCGUACAUUAUUCUGAAGCUGCAAACCAUUGGAUUGCCAACCGCGUUGUGGAUGGCUCAUUCUCAGAUCCUUCCAUUCCCCUUAACAAAGCUUGUAGAAAGCCUAUUCUCUGACAUUGUUGAGAUCACAUGGACGUUAGUGUCUCUCUCUUUACGCGAGUGUAUGAACCAGUUUUUCAUAACUAGAUGCAAAGAUGUUGCUCUGUUAAAAUUCAAAGUUGUGUUUGUUUUAAAUUAUAAAUUUCUUGUAUUAAAAGAUGUAAACUUUUUCUAUCCAAUCCUUAGCAUAGGAAAUAAUAGAUACUCCAAGCUUGUGAUUGCCCUUUUCUUUUGUUAAGGAUAUUAACCUUUACAAAAAUAUAUAGAUAAAGAAAAGGGCAAAACAGUUGAUGACAAAUAUUAGUGGUUUAUAAUAAAUUGUGCCUGAAAUUAACUAGGCAUGACAGUUUUAUACCAACAUUUGCUUUUUCUGCAAUAUUGGUGCACUUGUAUACCAGGCAGCAUUUGCUUCUCAUUUUAUUGUUUUUGAGAUUUUAAUUUAUGGUUAUUUUUCUAUAAAGAUAUUCAUGGUUGGGGGAAUC
Messenger RNA from Mangifera indica (mango), 1783 nucleotides. Its product is annotated as GDSL esterase/lipase At5g14450-like. Gene Ontology annotation, molecular function: hydrolase activity, acting on ester bonds. The transcript has 5 exons. NCBI's taxonomy places the organism in Eukaryota, Viridiplantae, Streptophyta, Magnoliopsida, Sapindales, Anacardiaceae. The coding region runs from base 171 to 1316 and encodes 381 amino acids. The record is from RefSeq and is a predicted model, not a curated record.